AUGGCUGCUCCAAACGGCCUUGCAAACGGCGUCAACGGCCAUGGCUCCGCCAAUGGCAUCAUCGAGUCGAAGCGCUUCUCGGAUAUCCCUGGUGUCAUUGACGUAACGGUCGCCGAAGGAGAUGUUGUCGAGCAGGUCGAAAUCGACCUUGUCGAGCUGGCCGAUGAUCCUACCGAGCUCUGCAUUCUGUUGGAGAAUGAGAGUGUGGUGAAGUCUACAUGGAUGACCAUCGCUUUGGCCUAUGCCAAGCAGCGUAAGAUCACUUUGGCCAUCGACAUUCUGCACAAGGCCCGCGAUGCCUUUAGCAGAGCCGGUGCCGAGGAGAAGCUUAGCAUCCUGAGUGCUCUGUUCUGGCUGAAUCUUUGCAUGUGCCGCGAGGCUCCCCGUCUCAGGCCUGAGGGCGCUGGGCCGGAACUCAAGACCAAGGAGCAGUGGAUCCAGGCCGCUACUUCAAACCUCAACGACGCAUCACGCAUCAGUCCUUCUUACGCCCCUCUUUUCUUGGCCCGUGGAGUUCUAUACCUCCUUCGCGCCUCUGCUAUCACGCAAACAAAAUCCGGCGCUCCUGACAGCGCAGAACGCACUGAUGCGCUGCGGCAAGCCGCAAAAUGCUUCGACGACUCCCUUCGCGCAUAUGGAGGCAAGAAUCUUAUGGCCACUCUUGGAAAGGCGCGAGUUCAAUACUCGCUUGGCAAGUAUGCGGAUGCUCUGGCAUCCUACCAGCAGGUACUCGGCCAAGCUCCUGACAUGGUCGACCCCGAUCCUCGCAUUGGUAUCGGAUGCUGUCUUUGGCAAUUGGGAUACAAGGAUGACGCCAGGAACGCAUGGGAAAGGGCACUGGAACUGUGUCCCGACUCCAAGACUGCCAACAUUCUCCUUGGCCUUUAUCACCUUAAUGUCUCCUCCCAAUACCCAACUUCUUCGCCCGAUUUCGCUCCCGUGUACAAGAAAGCGAUGACGCAAUACACGCAGAAGGCGUUCAAGCUGGACGACAAGUACCCGCUGACUUGCGCUACCUUUGGAGGAUACUUUCUGAUGAGGAAGGCGAUGGCCCAAGUGGAGCGGCUGUCGAGGAGGAAGGAGCACUACGAGAACGAAAUUUCCAAGGCGCUUGAGUACUACCAGAGGGCCGACACUGCACGCGGUGGUGAAGAUCGGGGCUACCUCCCAGCCAAGUUUGGUAUGGCUCAGAUUCGAAUCAUGAUGCAGGACUUCGAGGGCGCCAAGCUGCGAUUGGAGAAGAUCAUCCAACAGAGCAAGAGCACUGAGGCCAUGAUUCUCCUGGGGUCUCUUUACGCUGAAGAUGUCUUCGCAGCUCAAGCCGCGAACUCAAAAGAAGACAAGUCAAACGAGCUAAAGAAGGCCAUCUCUCUCCUUGAGAGUGUUCGCUCGGCGUGGAAAGAUCCCAAGCGCAAGGUCUCUCCGGAUACGGCUGUUCUCCUCAAUCUUGCGCGUCUGUAUGAGACCGACCAUCCUGAGAAGAGUCUCCAAUGUUUGCACCAGGUCGAGCAGAUGGAAUUGGACGAAAUUCCGGAGGAGGAUCGGCCAGAUGAACCCCAGCCGCCGGAGCCUAAGCAGGAAAACUACGAGGCCGCAAAAGCGGUCUACGAAGAGGCCAAGCGGGCGCACCUUAACAGCCUUCGCGAAAACCUGCCACCGCAGCUGCUCAACAACAUGGGCUGCUUCUACUACCAACAGGAAAAGUACGUCCAGGCUCGCGAGUUGUUCCAGUCCGCUUUGAAUGCGUGUGUGAAAGUAGGCGACAAGGACCAGUCCGUUGACACCGAUGCUCUGGUGACGACGAUCUCCUACAGCUUGGCUCGCACGUACGAGGCUGAGGGUAUGUGGGACGAGGCCAAGAAGGUUUAUGAAGGCCUACUUCAACGACACAGCGACUAUGUGGAUGCCAACAUCCGUCUUACGUAUAUCAAGCUUCGACAAAGCCCUCAGGACGAGGGCCCGAAGGCCAUGUCAGAAUUGUACAAAGCCGAGACCGCGAACUUGGAAGUGCGCGCUUUGUAUGGUUGGUAUCUGCGCAAAGCUAAGAAGCGGACCAACAACAUCAACGAGGACCAAGAACAACGUCAUUACAAGCAUACUUUGCAGCAGUUUGACAAGCACGAUCGGUAUUCGCUCACUGGCAUGGGCAACAUCUACCUGGCAAUUGCCCGCGAAAUGCGGAGAGACACUGAACAGGACAAAGAGAAGCGGCGCAAGAUGUACCAAAGAGCCGUUGAAUUCUUCGACAAGGCCCUUCAGCUGGAUCCGAAGAACGCUUAUGCUGCGCAAGGCAUCGGCAUUGCGCUCAUCGAAUGCAACAAGGACUUCGCCGGCGCCGUGCAGCUCUUCACCAAGGUCAAAGAGACCAUGAAGGACGCAAGCGUGUAUAUCAACCUCGGACACGUUUACUGUGAACUCAAGCAAUACUCUCGCGCCAUCGAGAACUAUGAGACGGCACUUGCAAAGGACCGCGCACGCGAUGCUACUAUCUUGGCUUGCCUAGGUCGCGUCUGGCUACUAAAGGGCAAGCAGGAAAAGAACAUCCAGGCCAUGAAGACCUCCUUAGACUACUCGCAAAGGGCUCUUGAAGUCGCCCCGGAACAGGAUCACUUCAAAUUCAACGUCGCCUUCGUCCAGAUCCAGAUCGCUCAGCUCAUCCACACCCUUCCCGAGAACGCCCGUUCCCUCGAGGAGGUGGAGGCUGCAGCAAAGGGCUUGGACAAUGCCAUCGAAGCAUUCAGCGCUAUUGCAAAAUCGCCGAACCCACCAUUCCCGCGCCAAGACAUCGAAGCGCGUGCUAACAUGGGCCGCAACACACAGCGCAAGCAGCUCGAGCGUGCUAUUCAGAACCAGCGCGAGUACGAGGAAAAGAAUGCCGCCAAGCUUCGAGAAGCUCGUGAGAAACGUGAAGCCGAGAUCAAGAAGCGAGAGGAAGAGAAGCGGCAGAAGGAAGAAGCCGAAGCUGAGCGUCUCCGUCAAAUUCAAGAAGAGCGCCAGAAGAUGCAAGAACGCGACCGCGAGCUUGCUUCCAAGCGUGCUGAGGAAGAGAAGCGUGUGCAAGAGGCUGAACUGACGACAGACACGGAGACAGGUGAGCGUAAGAAGCGCCAGAAGAAGAGCCGUGGCGGAGGUGGCAAGCGUAAGAAGAAGGGCGCCGAUUCGGACAGCGAGGGAGAGGCUGGCUCGGACAGUGAAGCAGGUGGUAAAGGUCGUCGCUCCAGGCGCCGGACCACCACAUCAGCCACGCCCGGUGGGUCCGAUGACGACAAGCCACGCAAGAAGAAGAAGAGAAAGCUCGAGCGCAAGACCAAAGUGCAGAACAGCAAGUACAAGUCGAGCGAAUUCGUGCAGAGCGACGAUGAGUCGGACCUGGAUGACACGGCGCAGGCGGCGAACGAGUCUUUGGCUGCCAAGGUCAACGAUGCCGAGGGUUCGCCGAGGCCAGAUGCGGAGAGCGGAGACGAGGACGUUCCUGUGGCAAGUAGGCAUCGGAAACGUGUCGUAGAUGAUGACGAUGAGGAUGAGGAUGGUGGGGCAGCGCCGGCAAAUGGUGAUGCAGACACGCCAAUGGGUGGGCUAGACGACGAAGACGAGUAG
Messenger RNA from Lasiodiplodia theobromae, 3597 nucleotides. RefSeq names its product RNA polymerase ii transcription elongation factor protein. The transcript has 5 exons. The coding region runs from base 1 to 3597 and encodes 1198 amino acids. NCBI's taxonomy places the organism in Eukaryota, Fungi, Ascomycota, Dothideomycetes, Botryosphaeriales, Botryosphaeriaceae. Gene Ontology annotation, biological process: regulation of DNA-templated transcription. The record is from RefSeq and is a predicted model, not a curated record. Gene Ontology annotation, molecular function: RNA polymerase II complex binding. Gene Ontology annotation, cellular component: Cdc73/Paf1 complex.